Darwinula stevensoni is the source of this 2133-nucleotide messenger RNA. NCBI's taxonomy places the organism in Eukaryota, Metazoa, Arthropoda, Ostracoda, Podocopida, Darwinulidae. The record is from the annotation of a GenBank genome assembly.
AUGAUCGGAAAUGGCAAUGGAGGAAGAAGACGUUUGUCAGUGAAAACACCGAAGAGCUCGCAAUAUCUGCUGGGUGAUGGAGGGGGAAAGACCAGCUGGUGUUUCGAGGCCAGCAGUGGGUUCAAGAUCAUCGUCACUUGCUUUGCGGUGUUCACCGUGGCCGUGACCACCGCUUUGAUCAUAGAAAUCGUCUAUGGGGAUCCUGAGGUUGUGCCUCAUGGAGUGGUGUCGACAGACAACCAGCAUUGUUCGGAAAUUGGAGCGGAAAUCCUCAAGAAAGGCGGUUCGGGGGUCGAUGCAGCCAUCGCCGCCUUCUUUUGUCUUUGCGUGUAUCAACCAUACUCUGUUAGCCCAGCUGGGGGAGGAUACAUGCUAAUACACCAACAUGGUGUGAAUGGGAAAACCACUCUCUUCAAUUUCCGAGAAGUAACUCCUUCACGUUUGACAAAAGAGCAGCUGAAAGAGCCUGGUACGAGACGAGGCGAGGGCGGAUUGUGGGUCGGCACCUCCGGCCUCAUGAAGGGACUUCGCCAAGCCCAUGAAAUGUUUGGAAAACUCCAAUGGGCAGAUCUCGUCACUCCUUCAGUUACUCUAGCUCGGUAUGGAGUUCCGCUGGAUCGGAUCCACGCCAGAGAAGUCCUGGCUCGGAAGGAUGUGCCUUCGUCGCAGCUGUUUGCCGAUUUUCAGAAGAGUUAUGACUUGGGGAAGCAUUUCAUCAAUGAGAAUCUGGCAGAGACAUUGAACCAACUUGUCAUUGUUGGUCCUCAAGUGUUCUGGAAUGGAUCUGUUGGAGAAGACAUCAUCCAGAGUGUGAAACGUGCUGGUGGGGUGAUGGAACUCCAAGAUUUAGCCGAUUACAAAGUGGAAGAGAUGGCUCCAUUGGAAGAAAGCUUUUGGGGUCACAAGAUUGUCACAAGUGGAGGAGAAUCUGCAGGAGCAGGCAUGCUCUCAGCAUUGGGAUCUUUUGUAGCUGAAGAAUUUCCUUCUCUCUCAUGGUCUCAACUCAUCCAAAGUCUUAAUGUUGCACUUCUUGAGGUUUCCCUCUCAGGUGACUCUGAAAACAAGACUAACCCCCAAUCAAAAAAAGGAGAUACCUUGAUCCAGGAAUUGUUUGACUUAUCCGAACCCACAGGUUCAGCUAUUUCUGUUAUGGCAGUCAAGGAGCAGUAUGUUUCCUUUGUGAGUGGGUUGAAUUCCCUCUUUGGAGCACAGGUGGCAUCAGAGAAGGGAGGAUUCUUCUUGAAUAGUGCCAUGAGCAAUUUCUUCCUCUUUGACGACAGUGAUGCUCCCAACAACUUUGGACCCACAAAGCAUCCGCUCUCCUUCCUAGCACCAGUCUUGGCAUAUUCUCCAAAUCGUCCCUGUUACAAGAGGCUGGUCCUCGGCUCUUCAGAUUUCCAGGCCUCCGUCCAGGUUCUUCUACACAGUCUGUACUUGAAUGAGAGCAUUUCUGACAGUGUAGAAGAACCUCGAAUUUACAUUGGAUCUGAUGGAAAUAUCUACGGAGAAGAAGGCUUCGAGUAUAAAGACUUGAUCGACUUGAGGAAAAAACCAACACCUUAUCCCAGCGUGAACCUGCUGUUCAAGUACGAGGACACGGCGAAGGGCCAUUCCGACACGCGAGGGGGCGGGUCGGCCUAUAGGUUUUGACAUCGCCCCUUUUGUCAACUAUGAGAGGGAUCUUCCUUUCCUUGUUGGGUGCUUUAUGAAGUGUUUUUUUGGGAAGUGCAGUUGAUGAGAAAUAUUUACUUUCAGGUAGGAGCCAAUCAAAUACUGCAUUUUGGUAACUGUGCCCUCGCAGGUUUUAAGCUCGAUGCUCCAUGAUUGCAUUCCCUGAAAUGACAUGAAAAUGGGUGAUAAUCACCUUGUCUUUCAUAUUUGCCUUCUUGUUUCUUGAUUGCUCAUUUUGUGCCAAUCCAGGCUUCUACGAAUUUUAUAUAGUACCCUUUGCAAUGUCCACUCCACUUGUAUCCAUCCAGAAAUGGCAGCUCUUUGUAUGCAUUCAGCAUUGUUUAGUCUUUUGGAUGUGAACUAUUCCUGGUUUAUGUUUUGCACAGUAUUUAUGACGGUAUGAGAUAUUUGUUGAGUGAUACCCUUUCUCUCGUUGUUCACGAUCAAACUUUGACAUUCCAC